Physella acuta is the source of this 1749-nucleotide messenger RNA. Its product is annotated as kelch-like protein 8. Gene Ontology annotation, molecular function: protein binding. Lineage: Eukaryota; Metazoa; Mollusca; Gastropoda; Physidae. The record is from RefSeq and is a predicted model, not a curated record.
AUGGGGAAACCAGAUUUUUGUACUCAGAUUGUCCAAAGUCUGGAGAAUGUGUGGGCUGAAAACAUUUUAUUUGACUUUGCAGUGAGAGUUCAUGAUGAAAUCAUCCAAUGUCAUCGUCUCAUCCUAGCGGCAUGUUCAGAUUUUUUUAAGGCGCUGUUCAGGUCUGGUAUGAAGGAGGCAACUGAAAACUGUGUUGAGAUAAAAAAUGUUUCAUGUGAAGUUUUCCGCUUAAUAUUAAAAUCUAUAUACACAGGAACAAGUCUGUUGACUUUAGACAAUUUUAUUGACGUUUGGCACGCAGCACAUAUGCUACAAGUAAAAGUUAUGAUCAAUGUUUGUGAGGAAUUUGCUAUCACAUCAUGUUCAUUGGACACAUGGGAAAAUAUUUAUCUCCAUGCAAAGCUUUUGUGUUCAGACCGUGUACUUGACAACCUUAACAGAUUUAUGACAAGAAACUUUGAACAUAUUAUAUAUUCAUCGACGUUCCUUCAGAUGUCCUUUCUGGAAAUUAAAAAUGUGAUAAAAGUCCAAUAUCUUGAAGUCGGCAAAGAAGAUGUUGUUCUUGAAUCUGUUAUGAAAUGGGUCGAAUGGGAUACGGAAAAGCAUACAUUUUCAGUAGGCAGUAAGGAUUUGAUGACUGGACUUGCUUUACCAACUGAAGAUAAAAAAACAUUUAAAGAACGAGAGUCGUGUCGAAAAGACAAACUUACGGAACUAUUAAUGCAAGUUAGAACAUGUCUCGUAAGUUCUGCUGUUUUAUCAAGAAUUCUAAAACUAAAUUAUGUUUUAGAAAACAAAGAUUCAAGACAAAUAAUGAUCGAUGCAUUGUCAUACAAAGCCCAGGAUUUCAAACAUGGUCAGUGGCCAUCAGCGGCUAUACACAGAUCUGGUAGCAAGUACAUAAAUGCUGGAAUAUAUGGUAGAAGAGAUGGAUCUUAUGGAGUAAUCUCUGCAUACUUAGGAAGAAAAUUUAAAAUUAUAAAAUGCGAAUAUUUAGAAGAGACUAUUCAGCUGGUCAAUUUCGACGGUGAAUUAUUUGCAACAGGAAAACAAAGCAACCAACCAAACGGACCUUGUCGAAUGUUUGUUUACUGUCACCAUGAUUGGAAGGAAAUUAUGAAAAUGCCAAGUCUCAAUUUGUUAUUAGUGUCACAUGGAGAAUUUAUUUACAUCAUCAACAAAGAUGAUCAAUUUAUUUAUAACAUUAAUCCAAAAGGGAGAUACCCUCAUUUUAAAAAAAUCAAGAAAUUACCAGCAAAUGUUGAAGUAAAACAUGCAAUGACUCUGGAAAACUUCCUUGUAUUAUUUAGCUCUGAAUCGCUUAACGGUAUAGAAAAGACAGCGGUUCAUACAUUUGGUAUUUUGUCCAACGUUUGGACCAGAUUAGACAAUCUUGAUGGACCAGCUGAACAGCUGAUUAGUUUCAGAAACGACAAACACAACUACAUUCUACAGACCAAUGGGAGUUUGUGUCUGGUGCUUUGUUCAUCUGAAACUGAAAACAUCGAAUUUAAAUUUCUUACCAAACUUUGGAACUUUACAAAACAACUGUAUGGUGCUUUAACGGUUCAAAGUCAGCUGAUAAUUUUUGGAAACGACCCUGGCAAUGACCCACCUAACCAGAAAAGAAUUAGCGAGCUGCCAGAGCACUUUACGAGAAUAUCCCACUGGGGAAACGACACUUGCUGUUCCAAUUUUGUUCCCAUCACCAUAAUGAAUAGUGCUGUAAAUUUUGAUAGAAUGCUGUAG